AUUCGGGUGGGAUUGAGUAAAUUUUCAAACGUUAGCAAAUUCCAAUUGUUCAUGAUUGCACAAGCAAGUAUAGCUCAGGUCAGCUUUAAAAAAUGUACUUGGCCGUUCGGCGAUCAGUCAGUUGUGCCAUUCAAUUGUUUCGAUUGUGAGGUUUAAAAAUGUUUGCGCUGAUCUGCGCGCUUCUUCUAUCUUCUACAGUUCUUGCUACCGACGAAAACUUCAACAGGAUAGACUUGAAAUGCGUAGGACGUGCUUUCCAUAAUGUGUCUCUUUCUGCAUAUUAUCCUGUGUUCGGAACGAACGACAAACGCAACCAUCUGGACGAUCGAGGAAAAAUGUUAAAUACUCUUCAGGAUUAUCUUGAUGGCCGCACUCAUUACGUCACUGUUGCCGGUAAUUUGAGAUCUGGUAUUCCGUAUGGAACAAAAAUAUGCAUAGAAGAGCUUAACGAGCGUUUUGGAAAACAAAUUUCUCUACAGAUAAGAGAUCAAGUUGAUUGUGGAAACGAUGACGUUGCAAAUUAUUUCUCGAGAUUGGAAAUUUGUGUCAGGACCGAGGAGGAUACUUAUGAUACUUAUGUCAAUGGCCUUGUUACUGUUUAUGUAUAACAAUCACAUAGAGUGAAAAAUUAUAUAUUUCUCUUAUAAUUAUAUACAUCUCUGUUAACUUAAUCAAUAACAAUGUUAAAUUAUUAUUUUAUAAUAACAAGAUAAUUGUACUUUCUCUCUCUUUUUCUCUGCAUAGAAUUGUAUUACAUAAUAAUUUAAACAAGGAUUGUUCAAUUUUAGUUUUUCUAAAUGUUUAUUAUAUUAAUUAGCAAAAUAACAUCAUAUAAUAUGAAAUUAUCGAUUAUAUGUAUGCGAAAUGUAAUGUUUAUAGAAUCAAAAUUAUAUCAUGCAAUUGUAGUUAACAGUUAUGUUCUCUGAUCGCACUAUUUUGUGUAUUACGCAGGGUUGAGAAAAUUAUUAUAUAUUAUAUAUUUGA
Messenger RNA from Nylanderia fulva, 984 nucleotides. RefSeq lists its product as uncharacterized. The record is from RefSeq and is a predicted model, not a curated record. NCBI's taxonomy places the organism in Eukaryota, Metazoa, Arthropoda, Insecta, Hymenoptera, Formicidae.